Molecule: messenger RNA, 1253 nt
Organism: Gaeumannomyces tritici R3-111a-1
Lineage: Eukaryota; Fungi; Ascomycota; Sordariomycetes; Magnaporthales; Magnaporthaceae
Exons: 2
Coding region: 308-703 (131 amino acids)
Source: RefSeq, a predicted model, not a curated record
GGCACAAGUGAGCCACAUCGUACCCUCGCUCCACGCCCCGAUCCAGCGCCGACGACAGACCAAUCUCCACUCCACCAAUUGCUUUCGGCGCGGGAAGCCAGAUCAAUACGACGACGACGAAGAGGAGGACGGCGAAUAGGGCAGGCCGAUUUUGAAGCGAAAAGGAAAACCCAACCCACGAUCCCCGACAGGCAAUUCCUCCACCCCCCGAGCGACACCUAAAAAUCAAAACGCGGGAAGACAAACAGACCAACGGUUCAAAAGAGGGGGGAAACAAACGAAGAAGAAGAGAAAACAAGAGACCACAAUGCCCAACAUCAGACCUAGCAUCGCGCUCCGGGCCGCCACCCGCGCCCUACAGCAGCAGCAGCAGCAGAGCCGGACCGGCGGCGCGAUGGCUGCUGCCCCCCGGCGGGCGGCGGCCGCGCUCUUCUCGACGUCGGCGCGGCGCGGAGCCUCGCACGGGCCCGAGUACGACCCGCCCACGGGCUGGCUGUUCGGCGUCAAGCCGGGCGAGAAGUACCAGAAGGAGGGCUGGGAGAACAUCAUGUAUAUCGGCUUCUUCGGCAGCCUGGCCGUCUUCACCGUCGCCAUGGCAUACAAGCCCGACACCUCCAUACAAACCUGGGCCCUAGAGGAGGCUCGCCGGAGGUUAGAGGCCGAGGGCAUCCUGGAGGACCCGUUCCCCGAGAAGAAGCCCUAGAUGGCGGGUCGAUAGGCUAUGGCACGAUCCCCACCGGCGAACGCUGGUGUGGGAGCCAAAUGAAGCCGUGGCGUCGGAGGGCGAGCCGGAGAGAAAGGCCGACCGACGUGUUGGACGGCAUGUAAAGCAAUUUUUGCCCCGCCUCGUCUAGAAUGAAGCCAUCGAGUUCGAGUUCCAAGACUGGGUCGAUCGAUCGAUAUACUAGGGGAUAGACCUGCGCUCUUUCCUUUUCCUUUUCCUUCCCUCCUUAUUCUUACCCAUCCAUUCUUUCCUUAGGUGUUUUGGCUCCUCCUUUUCUCCCUCUAUUGUCGACACGAAUCAUUCUUACUGCUAGAUCCGUCUGUCUCCCACUCGCCGCUUGCAUGAACGGAGCCUGGGAUUCGAUAUAUUUACGCAACCCAAUCAGGCCGAAAUAGGUCUAUGCAUAACUCCCCCUCUGGUCAACGCCAUCGCGUAUCCAACUGGCCCAUUAUACCCAGAUUGAAAAAGGACAUUUGGAUGUGGGGUAUCCCACCACACAUGCUAGUAUCAACAAAGACAGGCCAGCUUU